Molecule: messenger RNA, 882 nt
Organism: Oikopleura dioica
Lineage: Eukaryota; Metazoa; Chordata; Appendicularia; Copelata; Oikopleuridae
Source: the annotation of a GenBank genome assembly
AUGAAACGAAAGCAGGAGAGAAUUAAUACCGAAACAAUUGACUACAUAGCGAAAUUCAUUGUUACAGUGAAGUCAGGAAGAAAAGACAAUCUGGCGACAAAACGAUCUGCGGACGAACCCCUCUCUGGGGGAGCGUCCCCAAAAAAUGCCCGUAUCGCCCCUGGCUCGCCCCAGUCUCGUUCCGCUUCUCUUGGGGACUUCCACGCCGCUGCUGUCUCCGACGCCACUCCCAGUGGCCUCAGCUCAUUAAUCAACUUCAACACGAGUAGCUCUGAACCCUCGAAAUCUCCAACAUUGACCGAUGAGAAAAAAUCGCGGCGCGAAAUCGCGAAUUGCAACGAGCGACGCCGCAUGCAAAGCAUAAAUGACGGCUUCGCUAGGCUCAAGAGCCUAGUGCCCUGCAUCGCCAACGAAAAAGUCUCCAAGGCAACUAUUUUGCAACAGACAGCUGAGCAUAUUGAAAAAGAAUCACGCGAAAAAGAACAACUAAAGAAAAUCAUCAAAACUUUCGACCCAAGCUAUGUUUUUGAAAACGACUUGAAAUCUUCCACCCGUGAGGUAUCUCCUGAUGUUUCCAGUCUUCCAACUCUAGUUGAAACCAAGCCAAUCGCUCCGGCACCUGAGCCAUCCCUCUUGAACAGUCUAUCUGCUUUGGGCGGAAAUAAUCUGGAAAAGACUAGGCAAAUGUUGACACAAAUCCAGCUCCUGCAAGCUAUUACCCAGCUUCAACAAAAUACUGCCACUUACAAUCCGUUACUUCCGGAGCAAACAUCAGCUAAACGAGAAACAGAUGUUGAAAACAACGAGAAUAAUCCUGUUUUGAACACACUUUUACAGACAAUGCUGCAAAACGCUCUAGCCCAGGACUCGACACACAAAUAA